Molecule: messenger RNA, 522 nt
Organism: Phytophthora nicotianae INRA-310
Lineage: Eukaryota; Oomycota; Peronosporomycetes; Peronosporales; Peronosporaceae
Exons: 1
Coding region: 1-522 (173 amino acids)
Source: RefSeq, a predicted model, not a curated record
AUGUACAAUGGCUGGUUGCAUUCGGUGUUUAUGACUGGAACAAUCUGCUUCGCGGCAGAUGGAUGCAUUAUUUGGUGCAAACACAACUGUCCAGGAUCGUGGAACGACUCCGACACGUCCCUAGGCUUCCGGAACAGGCUUCUCGAUCCUACAUACUGUCCAGAUCCGCGCAAGAACGUCGUGUCAGACUCCGCGUUCCCGUGCUCUACCGAAAUGACAGGUCGCAUACCUACACCGCUCAAAGACGGCGAUCUGGAGCGACUGACGCCGUCGGUCCGGAGUUCAGCACGGACCCUUCACAACGCAAUCACGUCGGUGAGGCAGGCGGCCGAAUGGGGCAUUGGGAGUGUCCAAAAGGUUUACUCCCGCCUCAACCUUCCGUUGCCUUACGACCCGGAGCUUCGCGGACUCAGGCUGAACAAUUUGUUUCACAUGGCGUAUUACCGUGUGCGGACUGUAGGCAUCUCGCAGAUUCGAACGACAUUCUCCGGUGAAAUGGAGGUAUCCACGCGCUUGUAUUAG